Messenger RNA from Cuscuta campestris, 1568 nucleotides. Lineage: Eukaryota; Viridiplantae; Streptophyta; Magnoliopsida; Solanales; Convolvulaceae. The record is from the annotation of a GenBank genome assembly.
UUUGUUUGUUGUCUUAAAAUUAAAUAAAAAGCAACCGACUAAAAAUAAAAGGAAGUGGGAUGAUGUGUUGCAUGAUUCAACAGGCGCCGAGGCAGAAAUGCCCUGAUUUACACGUCCAGUCGAGGGAGAUGAAGAUGGAGAUCUCACAAGUUUCCAUUUUUUCAACGCCUUUCGUAUCCCGAUAUGAAAAGUUUAUGGAAAAAUCUAAGCUUAAGAGCUUUGGCUAUGAAUACAACUCAAGAAGCCAUUGCUUCACCUAGCGGAACCAUUGAAGUGGAAUAUGAACCCGAGCAUCUCCUUAUCCUUGUUCACGGCAUCAUGGGAAGCACGGGUGACUGGAAUUAUGUUCAAGCAGAACUAAAGAGGCAGCUUGGAAGACAUUAUUUAAUCUAUGCAAGUUCCUGUAACACCUACACCAAAACAUUUGCUGGGAUUGAUGGAGCUGGAAAACGACUAGCAGAAGAAAUCAGGCUGGUUGUGAAUGAGAAAAGCAGUCUGAAAAAGAUAUCGUUUCUAGCACAUUCUCUAGGCGGACUGAUUGCAAGAUAUGCCAUUGCUAUUCUUUACACUCCGAUCAUAUCUAGUAACUUGUAUGAUGUAAAUAAAGAACCGCCGUGCCCUUCAAAUAAAGGGUUGAUUGCUGAGCUGGAACCAGUCAGUUUUAUCACCUUAGCAACCCCACAUUUCGGCGUUAGAGGCAAGAAUCAGUUGAUUUUCCUUUAUGGUCCAGCUUCCUUUUCUCUUUGGUCUUUCCAUAUUGGAAAAACUUGCUGUAUCGAUGGCUUCCAUUUUCGCUGGUAAAACCGGUAGUCAGCUCUUCCUUACAGACGAAGAACCUAACAAGCCACCUCUUCUGUUAAGAAUGGCAUCAGAUUGCGAAGAUGGAAAAUUUAUAUCAGCACUUGGAACUUUCAGAAGCCGCAUCGUGUAUGCUAACACAUGCUAUGACCACAUUGUUGGAUGGCGCACUUCCUCUAUAAGAAGGAAGACCGAAGUCAUUGAGGUACCUACACAAUCUCUUGAUGGUUACAAACAUGUUGCCAGUGUUGUACAUUGCCCUGCCAUUUCAUCCGACGGUCCUCAUUUCCGCCCAGAAGCAAUCAAAGCAAAGGAGGCUGCCCAAAAUGAACCCACCGCUCAGAACACGUUAGAAUACCACGAAAUUCUUGAAGAGGAAAUGAUAUGCGGCUUGCAGCAAUUGGGGUGGAAGAAAGUCGACGUCAACUUCCAGUCUGCAUUCUUGCCCUUCUUUGCUCAUAAUAACAUCAACGUGAAGAUUGGGUGGCUCCAUAAUGCUGGAGCUGGAGUAGUUGCUCAUGUUUUAGACAGCAUCAAGGAACAAGAAUUCGACACAUUUUAUGAUUGUCUUUCCCAUGAUUAAACAAACGACGACUCUUAGGAAGUUGUAUGGAAAUGAUGAUCUUUGAUUGCAUUAACAAACAUACUAAAUUUUAGCAUGUUUUGAGCAUAUGAAUUGCAUUAACUUGUGAGCUAUUGUAGAAAUAUUCAAUCCAAUGGUAAGUAUUACAAACAAAAAAACAUUUUUGAAUUAAAGAUAUUAAUAUUUU